GCUAUUUCAGUCCAUUGCAAGUGAGAGGGGAGGACGGGCGCGAGUUAGCGACACAUCCCACGGGUUUUAUGUUGCUGCUUUUGAGCCGUCAAGUGUCUCUGUCACUCGUUCGACAAGUCACACACCGAAGUCUGAUUUCGCUGUCAAAGACUGUUUUUUUGAAGCUACGAGCAACUACACUCAGCAUUAGACGUUGUACGGUUUCAGUUAACGCUACAAGCCAGCAUUUAGUCACCAUGCCUGAGAGGAGGCCCUUCGUACGGUUGCCCACUGACGUCUACCCCGUAAACUACGGGCUGUGUUUGAAGCCCGACCUCAUCGACUUCACCUUCGAGGGCAAACUGGAGGCAGCCGUAGAGGUUAGACAAGGGACAAACCAGAUAGUGAUGAACUGUGCUGAUAUAGAUAUUAUCACUGCAUCUUUUGCACCAGAAGGGGGGGAAGAAAUUAACGCUACGGGAUUCAACUAUCAGAAUGAGGAUGAGAAGGUCACUUUGUCAUUCCCCAGUGCUCUUCAGAAAGGGUUGGGUACAUUGAAGAUUGACUUCGUUGGAGAGUUGAAUGACAAAAUGAAAGGAUUCUACAGAAGUAAAUAUGCAACUCCUUCAGGAGAAAUCCGCUACGCUGCUGUCACACAGUUUGAGGCCACGGAUGCUCGCCGAGCUUUCCCCUGCUGGGAUGAGCCAGCUAUCAAAGCCACCUUUGACAUCACCCUCAUUGUCCCCAAGGACCGAGUAGCCUUGUCAAAUAUGAAUGUCAUUGAUCGAAAGCCAUAUCCAGAGGAUGACAGUCUGGUGGAGGUGAAGUUCGCCACUACACCCAUCAUGUCCACGUAUCUGGUGGCAAUUGUAAUUGGUGAAUAUGAUUUUGUUGAGGGCCAGACGUCUGAUGGCGUGACAGUCCGCGUGUACACACCUGUGGGAAAAGCAGAGCAAGGGAAGUUUGCACUGGAGGUGGCUACAAAGACUUUACCUUUCUACAAAGACUAUUUCAGUGUUCCUUAUCCGUUGCCUAAAAUUGAUCUAAUAGCGAUUGCUGAUUUUGCUGCUGGUGCCAUGGAAAACUGGGGCCUUGUUACUUACAGGGAGACUGCUCUGCUGAUCGACCCAAAGAACUCGUGUGCGUCCUCGCGUCAGUGGGUAGCCCUGGUAGUGGGGCAUGAGCUGGCACACCAGUGGUUUGGGAAUUUGGUUACUAUGGAGUGGUGGACCCAUUUGUGGCUUAAUGAGGGUUUUGCAUCAUGGAUCGAGUACCUCUGUGUGGACCACUGUUUCCCUGAGUAUGACAUCUGGACACAGUUUGUGUCUGCUGACUACACUAGGGCUCUGGAUCUCGAUGCUCUUGAUAAUAGCCACCCCAUUGAGGUUAAUGUAGGACACCCCUCAGAGGUAGAUGAAAUCUUUGAUGCCAUAUCUUACAGCAAAGGCGCCUCCGUUAUACGCAUGCUGCACAACUACAUAGGAGAUGAGGAUUUUAGGAAGGGAAUGAAUGCUUACCUUUUAAAGUUUCAGCACAAAAAUGCAUCAACAGAGGACCUAUGGGACUGUUUGGAGCAGGCUAGUGGGAAGCCCAUUGCCGCAGUAAUGAACUCUUGGACCAAACAGAUGGGGUUCCCCAUUAUUGUAGUGGACCAAGAACAGCAAGGAGAUGAUAGAGUACUGAAGAUAUCUCAGAGGAAGUUCUGUGCUAGUGGACCACACAAUGGGGAGGAUUGUCCUAGCUGGAUGAUCCCCAUUAGCAUCUGUACCAGUGAAGACCCCAGCUGCUCCAAGAUAAAGGUUCUUUUGGACCAGCCUGAAAGUGCUGUCACCAUCCCCAACCUUGGACCAGACAAGUGGGUCAAGAUAAAUCCAGGUACAAUAGGCUUCUACAGGAUCCAGUACAGCUCUGCCAUGCUGGAGAGUUUGCUGCCAGGCAUCAGAGACCUCACCUUGCUUCCCGUGGACCGCCUGGGCCUUCAGAACGACCUAUUCUCCCUGUCUCGUGCUGGUAUGAUCAGCACAGUGGAGGUUCUGAAGUUGAUGGAGGCAUUUGAGAAUGAGCCUAACUACACUGUGUGGAGUGACCUGAGCUGUAACCUGGGUGUGCUCUCCUCUCUGCUGUCCUACACUGACUUCCAUGAGGAGAUCCAGGAGUUCAUCAGAAACCUCUUCACUCCCAUUGGCCUAAAGCUGGGCUGGGACAGCAAACCUGGGGAAGGACACUUGGAUGCUCUGCUGCGGGGAUUGGUUUUGGGGAAGCUGGGCAAGGCGGGACACAAGGCCACGCUGGACGAGGCUCGGAGGAGAUUUAAACAGCAUGUGGAAGGCAAGCAGAUCCUCCCUGCAGACCUCAGGAGUCCAGUCUACCUGACAGUUCUGAAGCAUGGGGACAGCUCAACGCUGGACACAAUGUUGAAGCUCCAUAAGCAAGCGGACAUGCAGGAAGAAAAGAAUCGUAUAGAGAGAGUUCUGGGAGCAAUCUCAGCUCCUGAGCUCAUCCAGAGAGUGCUAACCUUUGCCCUUUCGGAUGAGGUGCGUCCCCAAGACACUGUGUCAGUUAUUGGGGGCGUGGCCGGUAGCAGCAAGCAAGGCCGCAAAGCAGCAUGGAAGUUCGUCAAAGACAAUUGGGAGGAGCUUCAUAACCGUUACCAGGGUGGAUUCCUCAUAUCACGGCUCAUCAAGCUAACUGUUGAUGGAUUUGCAAUUGACAAAAUGGCUGCAGAAGUGAAGAGUUUCUUUGAGAGUCACCAUGCACCAGCAGCUGAGCGUACUGUCCAGCAGUGCUGCGAGAACAUUCUUCUGAAUGCAGCGUGGCUGAAACGGGAUGCCGAAGACAUCCACCAGUAUUUAGUGCAGCGCAAGGUGCCCCCUGUCUGACCCUUGACCUCUGACCCUGGCCUCUCCUGACCUGCUCACUCACUCACUCAGAUCUCCCAGCAAAUCAUCGCUGCCUCUGCCCCUCCGCCGACCAGAGAGCGAGAGUAUCCAGAAACCAAACGGGCUUUGUUUUUCUAUAUCCAGUGACAAUAAAAUGAUUACAGCACCGCAGCUCCAUCUUGAGAAUUACCCAAGAGAAAUCUACAUUGAGACGGAAGAACCUAAACUGUCAGAAGCGUGAUGAGGUAUGCCGUACCCUGUUCUGCCUGCUGGAGGAGUUGCUUUAUGCGCAAAGAUGUGAAUGGAAAUGGCCAAAAUGCCAGAUUUGGAUUUUUUUUUUUUUCUUUCUUUUUUUGUCUUUUCUUUUUAAAGAUGGUAACGCAUGCAAAUACUUUCUACAGUUAGCUCUCAAUCAGUACAGUUCUCUGCCAGACAUUUCCGUAUGCACAUUUACACAGUAUUACGAUAACUGUGAACUGUUUUGCUCUUACACCUUUCUCUUUAAUAAGAGGCAUGCUUGCAACCUUUGAUAUCACUGAUUUAAAGUCUAUUUUUUUUUCCAUGUAUGUUUUCUGUGCAAACAGUAAUCGACGACUUCUGCCGUGUCAUCCGUGAUGAUGGCCAUAGCCAGUUUUACCUAGAAUCACCCUGAGAUGUGGCUUGGCAGAAUGGGGUUAAAGGUCAUGGUGGUGUGGUUGUAGAAUGGACAUUUUAAUGGCAACGGCACUGAUUCCCCCAAUGCUGAAUGGUUAAACCAGACCAAACGGCGUAAGCAUGGUACUGUAUGUAUAUUGUAUAAUGCAAGUAUUCUUUGCUGAGACCUUCAGCUAAUUUGAAUUGCGUCAUGCAUUUCUUUCUGUGAAACCAUCCCCUCUUCCGCAGCACACUCCCAAUGGCCUGUCCCUCUCAAGCAACGACACCACGGCAAGAUUUAUAGCAGAGAAAGUCAUUUAGGAUACCCCUGCAUCUGCCACAUCAAAACUGAGUUGUAAAAAAAAACAUACAUUUUAUAAAGUGUAUAUUCAACAAUUAUUUUAAUGUGAAAGUCACAGCUGAAAUAGAAUAAACAUACUUGGGCCUUUUGGAAUCUAUCAACUCAGUCUAGAUCAAGUCAUGGCCUUCCUGAAGCUUUGAAGUGAUGAAGCUGGUGAUUUACUCUGCAAUUGUGCUCUGAGGCCUUAAAUCGGUAAAACUGGUUCGCAAUAAUGAUUAUUCAGACCAGAUUGGUUAUUGUACUUAAACAUGCAGGUAAAUGUCAAUCAGAUGUUACAGAUACACAUAGGCUUGUUGAGCGAGUAUGUCUAUUAAAAAUAUAUCCAAUGUGGCUCAUAACUUUUACAGGAGAUCAAGCUGUCCAACUCUUUUCCCGAAACAUUUGAUGUGCUUUUGUUUAAGCAUACAAUUGGUGUUCAUUAAAGAUUAAAAGAAAUGGAGAAAAAGCCUACUCUCAAGUAGUAAAACGAUUUUAUGUGUCAGAUGUGAAUGCGCAUGCUUACUUUUUAUUUUCCAAUAAUGCUAAAACUGAACUGAUCGUUUUAGUCUAUAUUACUAUUAAUUGCUUAUGCAAGAAGCAAACUGUAAAUAAAUGUCAGCAUGUAGCUGAAGUCAUUCUAUAUUGUAAGUAGAGUCAAAUGAUGAUUAGCUGCAGUCACGUGCCUGUCCCAGAGAUGGCCUUCAAAUAAUGAGCUGUUCAGUUACACGUACCACUAUUGAAUUAAAUUAUUCACCCCAGUGAUAAAUUCAUCAGUGUUUAACCGGUCAUUCAGAACGUACUUUUUUUUCUUUCUUUUUUUUUUUAAAGUCUUGUUUACAUGUUUUUAUGUCCACAAGACUUUCUGGGCCAUGUGAGACCUUCGUCAGUGUGCCGAUGAGAUUUCAGUGUAAGCACUAAACACUUGAGCUUACAUAGCUGGGUGUACAGUAAAUAUUGAUGGUUUCCUAUGGGUUUAAUGCGAGAGUGCGGCACCUCUUUUUCUGUUUUAUUUUUGAACAGUAGCCUCUGCUCAGUGUUUUGGUAUUUGAUUCAUGAAAGGCAUUUUUUAAACAAAUGGUGCAGUUGGAAAUGUAGGGUUGCAUUGCCCUCUAGCAAAAACUGCUUAAACUCAGUAGGCAUAGUAGGCCUUGCAAGUCACUGUGCACCGAGUUGAGUCUCCCAGUUCUCUAGUGCUGGUUUCUGAUGGAACAACUUUGCUCUUCAUUAUUCCAUGUAUGCAAUACAGACUACUGAUUAAUUUAUUAUUGCUGCCCAUUAGUCUAUUAGUGACCUUUUAGCUCUUCAGUAGUAUGGUAGUGCAGGUGUUUAUACUGUGAAAUAAUGUGAACAAAAGCAGUUUAAUAUUGUCACUUUUCACGUUGGGAGUGUCUAAGGCGUUAUCAGCUCAACCCUUUGUUUUCUUUCUUGUGGCCAACGGAACAUCUGUUUAUUAACUCUUACUCAUAUUUCAAAAUGUAUAUCAUUCAUAGCCGAAUAUGGCAACUUGUCAUAUUAGUGGUGUGAAUAUUUAAGAAAACGUGUUUUAAGAAAUAAGAUGGCCCCUAAUAUUUCUCAGGCAAGAGAAGUGGAAAAAGCAAUGUUUAAAAUGUAUUUAAUUUCAGAGAACUGGGUUAAAUUACCUGGACGCAGGGUAUACUUAUGAAAAAGGGUUGUGUUAUGCAAGCAUGCACCAAAAAAAUCUGAAUGAUUGACUGAUGAUACUGUCAGAGCUUCCUUUGGUGGGGGAAAGAAAACAUGAUUAAAAAAAAUUGGGAUUA
Messenger RNA from Pygocentrus nattereri (red-bellied piranha), 5609 nucleotides. It is a transcript of the gene npepps, whose product is annotated as aminopeptidase puromycin sensitive. The transcript is spliced from 23 exons. Gene Ontology annotation, molecular function: zinc ion binding; metalloaminopeptidase activity; peptide binding. The coding region runs from base 69 to 2858 and encodes 929 amino acids. NCBI's taxonomy places the organism in Eukaryota, Metazoa, Chordata, Actinopteri, Characiformes, Serrasalmidae. Gene Ontology annotation, cellular component: cytoplasm. Gene Ontology annotation, biological process: peptide catabolic process; proteolysis. The record is from RefSeq and is a predicted model, not a curated record.